Messenger RNA from Onychostruthus taczanowskii (white-rumped snowfinch), 1178 nucleotides. It is a transcript of the gene NUP42, whose product is annotated as nucleoporin 42. NCBI's taxonomy places the organism in Eukaryota, Metazoa, Chordata, Aves, Passeriformes, Passeridae. Gene Ontology annotation, cellular component: nuclear envelope. The record is from RefSeq and is a predicted model, not a curated record. Gene Ontology annotation, molecular function: nuclear export signal receptor activity. The transcript has 2 exons. Bases 383 to 1099 code for a protein of 238 amino acids.
UGGGCUUUACCACAGGAGAGGGUAACAGACACAGAUGUGCUGAGGACAGAGAACAGAGGGAGUCAAAGCUGUGCCCUAAAUGCAGUCAUGGAGCACAACCUGGAACAGUGAGAGGUGAGAAUGAGAGCUCCCAGAGGGCAUCAGAUAAUUCUCUGACAGCCAAAAAUCGAUCAGUUGUUACAGAUUUGCAUUUCUGGAGGGUUUGACAGAGAAGAGCAUGUAUGGCCUUAGAGCACGUAAAGCACUGCAAGGACAGGCAGUUGUGAGGAGUGAUCACUGUCCAGCAUGGCCUGAGUUGGGUUCAGUAGGACUGGGCAGCUCUGGUUUUGUUUCAACUAGUUACUGAGAGAGAGUUCCCUGGUCUGGAAUCUAGUUUUCAUGUAUGUCUCUGGAAUCUUUUCAGCUCUCUGCUUUCAAGACCACAGGCUCUCAAGCAGCACCUGCCUUUGGAAUGGGAGGACAGCAAACCUCAGGCUUUGGGCUGUCAAGCUUUCCAGUGAGCAGCAGCAGCAGUACCAGUGCCAGCAGUUUCUCCUUUAAAGCCAGUUCCAGCCUCGUCAGUUCAACAUCAUCUGGGAGCAGCCCUGCUGCUGGGAGCUCUUCUGCUGCUGCAAAUCCUCCUGCAUUUGGGACAGCAUCCUCUCCUAGCGCAGCCCAGUCCGUUGGCUUUGGCAGCCCGGCCGCUCCCUCCGCAGCCUCCUUCUCCUUUAAAGCAGCUGCCCCGGCUGGUGGCUUUGGGACUUCUGGCUUCUCAGGCUUUGGCAGUGCUUCUGCUGUGAACUCUGCAAGCACCACUCCAGCAGCCUUUGGAGCCUUUGGUGCCAGCGGAGCCACUUGUGGCUCUCCUUCGAGCGGUGCUUUAUUUGGACAGAGCGCCAGUGCCUCUGGCCAUCCUGUCACCUCAGCGUCUGCUGCAGCCACCAACUCCAGCCCUGCCUCAGAGAAGUUAUUCACACCCAAGAGCGAACUGUCAGCUGAAGAGUGGCAGCAGUUUGAAGCAAAGGAGUUCACAAUUGGAAAGAUUCCUAUUAAGCCACCACCAUUAGAACUUUUAAAUGCUUUCGACCUUUUAAGUUUAUUCAGAAGUAACAUGUUUUGAAAUGAAAGAAAAUGCUACUUUUAACUUUUAUUUAAUCUCUCAAGUCUCGUGGAAGAAUAAAAUUACAAGUAUAAACAUG